AGUGAGUCACCGACGUUUUGUUGCAUCCGUGACAGCAGAACCCGGAUGAGCCGGUCAGCUGUUUUUCAAUCAUGAUAAAUAAUGUGCGGGGAUCGCAGGACAGAAUCAGCAUGGAUCAAAAACCUGAUGAACGCACGCAAAGCCAAAGCCACAGGUGUCAACUGCUGGACCUGCCGUGGGAGGAUGUGUUAGUUACACACGUGUUCUGUUACCUGCCGCUGCGUCACCUGGUCAGCUUACAGUGCGUCAGCAAGAGCUUUCUUUCUCUCGUCCAGGUGUAUCUGGCCAACUGCCGGAAGUUUGACCCCGCACAGACAGGGCCUCACAUUCCUAAAGAAGCCUUUUGCUCAAUGCUUCGCCACAAUCAAGUUCUCCACCACCUCUGCGUCACCAACUGCUCCGAUUGGAUCACGGACAAAGAGCUGCUGCCCGUGGUUGGUCAGAACCAGCACCUGCUGCGCGUGGACAUGCGUGGGUGCGUUCACCUGAGCCGUCACGCGCUGGUGGCCGUGUCUCUGAGCUGCCCGCGGCUGCAGCACCUGAGCCUGGCGCACUGUGAGUGGGUGGACAGUCUGGCUCUGCGCAGCCUGGCCGAUCACUGCUCGGACCUGCGCUCGCUGGACGUCACCGCCUGCAGACAGCUGAAGGACGAGGCCGUGUGCUACCUGGCGGGGAAGUGUCCGGCGCUGCGCUCGCUCUCCGUGGCUGUUAACGCCAACAUCACGGACACAGCAGUGGAGGAGGUGGCCAAAAAGUGCAGAGAGCUGGAGAGGCUGGACCUCACGGGGUGCCUGCGAGUGAGGAACGAAGCCAUCAGGACGUUAGCAGAGUACUGCCCCAAACUGAAGUCUCUCAAAGUGAACCACUGUCACAACGUAACCGAGUCCAGUCUGGGCGUCCUGCGCCGGCGCAACGUAGAGAUCGAUGUGGAGCCUCCCCUGCAGAGGGCGCUAGUGCUGCUGCAGGACGUGGUGGGCUUCGCUCCGUUCAUUAACCUGCAGAUUUAGCACAACAUCUGGACCUUUCUUCAGGUCCUCUCUCGUCCACAAUCUUUCUCUGGAAGGCUGACUUCUGAAACACUUUUACACCAGAAGACACAACCAUGAAUCCACAUUUCAAGCGCUUGAUUGUUUUAGUGUAUUUUAGCAUUUAAAAAGAAACUUUCUUUGGUGUGAUACCACGCUGCAGGCUUUCAGAAUGAGGACUCGAUCAAAUCUGGUCCCAUUGUUAAUGGAACUUAUGAUCAUCAUUAGAAGGACGUUGGUGAAAAUAUAUUAUUUAUUGAAGCAGCUCUCUGUUUUCAUGCAGGAACCAAAUGCUGUAUCAUUUGCACUCAUGAAAUACAGAAAUAUUUGCACUUUUUUCAGUACAUCUGAACAGUACAGUCCUUCAGCUUUACUGGACCAUCAGAUUUUCUCUCAGCUUCAUUUGACAAAUCAUCCAGAGAGCAAUCAAGUCAUCUUUUAUAGAAGCAAACUGGUAUAUUUAGAGCUCUGUGUUGAUUUUAUCCCCAUUAACCUGAUAAUAGAAAAGAAUGGCAUUGUUAUGUUUAGAAA
Molecule: messenger RNA, 1556 nt
Organism: Cyprinus carpio (common carp)
Lineage: Eukaryota; Metazoa; Chordata; Actinopteri; Cypriniformes; Cyprinidae
Product: F-box and leucine rich repeat protein 15
Biological process (GO): SCF-dependent proteasomal ubiquitin-dependent protein catabolic process
Cellular component (GO): SCF ubiquitin ligase complex
Molecular function (GO): protein binding
Source: RefSeq, a predicted model, not a curated record